AUGCAGUGGACGACUCUAACACCCUGUGGUGGUCUUGCCCCCUUCGGAUGCGAAGUAGAAAUCCAAGUUGUUGAUCGUAUCACCUGGUUAUUGAGCUUGAUUCAAGAUUGGGCGGCCAUGGCGUCACAGGAGGACGAUUGCCAUCCACAUAGAGAAGGAAGAGGGGAUUAUAGUGGUGUUUUACGGGUUGUUCUCGAUCGCUUCUUGAUGAUAGCCUUCCUUGGAUGGACGAAAGACGAUGACAGAGAAACACUGUUUUCGUCUUCGUCAAGCCCAAUGGUGGCCAACACUACUGACACCUUCCUUGGAUGGACGACGAAAGACGAUGACAGAGAAACACUGUUUUCGUCUUCGUCAAGCCCAAUGGUGGCCAACACCACUGACAUACCGGCCUGGACAACUUUAUACAAUAUGGAUGAAAGUAGUCAUCCAUGGCGUCGUCAAAUUGCCUUAUGCAAUCAUCUUGAUCGAUGGCUUUACAGCUAUCUUGGAAGUUGGGCAUCAGAGGACGAUGAAGAGAGUGGAAGUAGCCCCCGACUUUUCUUCCUCAUCGUCAUUGGCAAGGACCACUAA
Trichoplax adhaerens is the source of this 573-nucleotide messenger RNA. RefSeq lists its product as uncharacterized. The coding region runs from base 1 to 573 and encodes 190 amino acids. NCBI's taxonomy places the organism in Eukaryota, Metazoa, Placozoa, Uniplacotomia, Trichoplacea, Trichoplacidae. The transcript has 6 exons. The record is from RefSeq and is a predicted model, not a curated record.